This is a messenger RNA of Pteronotus mesoamericanus, 1369 nucleotides long. It is a transcript of the gene SELL, whose product is annotated as selectin L. The coding region runs from base 137 to 1369 and encodes 410 amino acids. Gene Ontology annotation, biological process: leukocyte migration; cell adhesion. Gene Ontology annotation, cellular component: membrane. NCBI's taxonomy places the organism in Eukaryota, Metazoa, Chordata, Mammalia, Chiroptera, Mormoopidae. The record is from RefSeq and is a predicted model, not a curated record. The transcript is spliced from 8 exons.
AGGUGGCAAGUGCCCCGGUGACACUGUGCAAGAUCUCUCUGCGGCAGCCUGCCUAGCCCUGGGCCAGGACCUGGAGCCCCGCAGCCCAGCUGAGAGGGGAGGCCACGGGGGAGCCGGACGAGGGCCACGCGAAGCCAUGAUAUUUCCACGGACUCAUCAGAGGGCUCAGAGGGUCUUCAAGUCGUGGGUGUGGGCAGUGCUCUGUUGCGGUUUCUCUGCGUAUCAUGGGACGGACUGCUGGACCUACCAUCAUUCUCAAAAACCCAUGAACUGGGCAAACGCUAGAAAGUUCUGCCAACAAAAUUACACCGACCUAGUUGCCAUACAAAACAAGGGGGAAAUUGAGUACCUGAACAAGACGCUUCCCUUCAGUCGCACUUACUACUGGAUAGGCAUCCGGAAGGUCAGAGGGGUGUGGACGUGGGUGGGAACCAACAAGACCCUGACAGCAGAAGCCGAGAACUGGGGUGACGGGGAGCCCAACAACAAGAAGACAAAAGAGGACUGCGUGGAGAUCUACAUCAAGAGGGACAGGGACGCGGGGAAAUGGAACGACGACGCCUGCCACAAGCCGAAGGCGGCGCUCUGUUACACAGCUUCCUGUCAGCCCUGGUCAUGCAGCGGCCAUGGUGAGUGCGUGGAAACCAUCAAUAACCACACCUGCGCCUGUGACGUGGGGUUCUACGGGCCCCAGUGCCAGUUUGUGAUUCAGUGUGAGCCUUUGGAGGCUCCAGAGCUGGGGACCAUGGCCUGUGAUCACCCUCUGGGAAACUUCAGCUACAGCUCACAGUGUGCCUUCAGUUGCUCUGAGGGAGCAGACCUCGUUGGGAGCGAGGAGACCACGUGUGGGCCAUCUGGAAACUGGUCAUCGCUAGAACCGUCCUGUCACGUGAUUCAGUGUAAGCCUCUGGCGGUGCCUGACUUGGGCACCAUGGACUGUAGCCACCCCCUGGACAGCUUCAGCUUUAACUCCACGUGCACCUUCAGCUGCUCAGAAGGGACUGAGUUAAUCGGAGAGGAGAAAACUGUUUGUGGAUCAUCUGGAACCUGGUCAAGCCCCACUCCCAUAUGUCAAAAGCUGGACAGGAGCUUCUCGAUGAUCAAGGAGGGCGACUACAACCCCCUCUUCAUCCCAGUGUCGGUCAUGGUGACUGCCUUCUUGGGGGUGGCAUUUAUCAUUUGGCUGGCAAGGCGGCUGAAGAAAGGGACAGCCAAGAACGUCACCUCUCCGACCUUCAGCUCAGGGAGCGGCAUUGACCCACCAUCCCACCUGCUACCCCUCCAGAUCCACUGCCACUUUCAUACUGAGGCUACACCUCCCAAAGCCUGCUCCCAGCCCCUGACGGACAACGUCGGUGACGCAGCCUGA